This is a messenger RNA of Nasonia vitripennis (jewel wasp), 2566 nucleotides long. RefSeq lists its product as uncharacterized. The coding region runs from base 329 to 1057 and encodes 242 amino acids. The transcript has 3 exons. NCBI's taxonomy places the organism in Eukaryota, Metazoa, Arthropoda, Insecta, Hymenoptera, Pteromalidae. The record is from RefSeq and is a predicted model, not a curated record.
GGCUGACUCUUCUCAAGGGACGGUAGAAAAUUAGUCCGAGCUCAGACUCUGCAAGAGCUAUACGUGCGACUGCUACUAAAUAAUAAAGAGAGUUAUCAGAUAAGGAAAAUGUUGAUCAUUUUUACUUGUAUGUGGAAGACAUAAAAGAAAAUCCAGCAUCGUCACAGCUCAAAGUGUUCAUACUGUGCUCUCUAGCGAGUUAGAUUUUAUUGUAGCAACAUGAGUGUCAGUACGACCCCACCACCUGUACUCCGCGAUCUGCAAGGACUUCUUCGGUGGAACCUCGUAUACUGAUCAAGGUUUGGAUUUCGAGCACGCAAAUCUGGUUAUGAGAGAAUACGCUCAUUUCCACGCUCUGGGAAUGGCGCUUAGGAUUAAGAAGCCGGAAUUUUGGCAAGCUGCCAGAGAGCCUAUCAAUUCAAGCGCCUAUGAUAUGCCGGAAGAAGAGUUGGAUGACGUGGCCAAACACACGGUUGAACUUCUCUGCUCCGAUCCGGGAAUCAACAAGUACGAAGAUCGAAUUAGAAAGUCUAUUAUGGCGAACAAAAGUGUUAAGGCUUUAAUGGCCGUGGAGGAGAACGAGCCCUGGGUUUCUAUUGUACACGGAGAUGGUUGGGUCAACAAUAUACUCUUUCAUCAUGCGAAAAAUGGCAAAGUCGACAAAGUCAAGUUCGUCGAUUACCAAAUAACAAGGAUGAGCAGUCCACUCCUGGACCUUCCGUACUUCUUGUGCACAAGCAGUAACGCCGAUGUCAUGGACAAUCACUUUGACGAGUUACUCGACGUGUAUCACUCGAGAUUCGUCGAUGUUUUGGCCAAGGUCGGCUGUAACGUUUCGCCCUUUACAAAGGAGAAUUUCAUAGAGGAAUUCAACCGGGUAGCUAAGAAUGAACUAUUUCACUGCGCUAUGGCGCUCAAAUUUAUUACGAUGGAAGUGCAGCAGGACGACGACUUGGGUGAUAUCAAGGCGUCGGUAAUGUUGUCCAGUGCUGAAAAAAUUUUCUUCGAUCGAUCGUGGAAGGUAGUUUCCAAAUUCGUCGAAAAAGGCUGGAUAUAAUUCUUCACUAAUAAUUAAAAUUAUAUACUAUAUAAUUUUACAAGUGUGAAAACUAUAUGAGCAUUCAUAUAUUACAAGCAUGAGAUAUUUUUAUAAUAUUAGAAAAAACAAAUGCAUAUCAACGUGCAAGAAAACUUUUAUAAAACGAACAGAAAAUUAGUAUAUUCAACAUAUCCAAUUCAGUAUGUAAAAAUAUAUUCAUGCUACAACGAUCGUAGAAUUCGCAUACACACCUGAUGACCUUGUUUUUAUUUGCAUUUAAGAUAUUAUAAGUGUGGAUUUUAUUUCUAAAACUUCUAGAAUAUAUCAAUGACAGUGCACUGAUCCGAGUAAUUAUCUUCAGCAGAAUAGUAACAAUGUAUCCGACAACAAAAAAUCGCGCAUGCCAAUUAGCUUAUCGUUUAUUACACUAAUUAUACAUCCAUCAAAAAGUUGUAUUCUGCUUCAUAACUAAAUUGAGUACGACUCGCGGUAAGUAUUCGAAACGCGACGGGAGGAGGCUUGUCCUUGUGUCAGUAGCUACCUAAUAUACGAAAAUUCCCGAAGCGACGUCAUGCAGUUCUAAAAACACAUCAGUUGUAUUUCUAGGCUUGCGCAAUCGCUUGGUUAAAUGGCACGUUACUUCGGAGCUGCAAUGCGAACAAACGUAGGUCUGCGUUGAAAAUCGGCGUUGACUUGUCUCUACACUAUUAGACGUGAGGAUAAUUAAAGGUCACGGAAUCAUUCAUUCUCAGCUAAAUAAUUCGUCGCAUACACGUGCCAUCGUGCUAUGAUAACAGUGACCAUUCUCAGCAAAUAUUAUUUUUAUUAUCAUAUGAUGAGAUUGCGAUCUUAGGUAAAGAUGUCAAAGUUUUUCUAUAAAGCUAUACGAUGCCGGAAAAAUCAUGUUAGUUAAUAAUAACAUCUGCAAUCAUAUCAUAUAGAGAGAUACAGCAGUGAGUGACGCCCCCAUAUCCGCACAUACUCAUAUCUUUGCAUGCCUAUGUACAUCACGGAUUACAUUUAAAUAAUUUAUGUAUUUAGGUAUGCAGUUUUUUAAAAUAUUUACUGCCAAUAUUGAUCAUUCUAUGAAUCAACUUUAUAUAUCAUUGUAUAAUAAUUGCCUAAUCCAAAAAUAAAAUCGUAAGGUUCGGAAUUCUUUUUUCAAUAUCUACUAUUUCAACUUUGUUUCAAGGUCGUUUGGCGAGACACGAGUCAGAUACUUAAAUUAGACAGUUUGUUAGUGGCAGCUAAAAGACACAGAGGUACGACGUAUUAUAACACAUGCAGUGAAGGCAUAUACUCGUGCGAAGCAAUGAGUGACGUAAUGUCAAAACGAUAUAAUAUUUUCCCGGAUCACUAUGACUCGAGCUAUAGUGGGACUAAAAGCACGUUAUAACAUGAUAUAUAUGUAUUAUAAAUAAGAACCAGAGGACAGUUGUUUGAAUUCAAAUCACAGUUUUAACUGAUUUAUUUAUAGUGUAUUAUAAAAACAAUGAGAUUUUUUAUUAAUAAUAAUUUUGAAGUAUU